AUUCAAUAAUACUUUAUCGAUCGUAUUAUUUUCAAGACAGUCCAUCUUCGAUAUUUUAAUAUAAAAUGCAAAUCGAAUGUGUCUCCAGACAAAAGAACUUUUAAUGUAACAAGUUCAUAUGUAUUAUCAGCGAAGCUUCCAACACAAAACACACUUGACCGUACUUUCCCAGCUCAUUGAUGAAAAUUAAUUGUAGCUGCUUUAUUCUCCACACUAAUAAGCUCAUUUUUGCAACAAAGCAUCAAUUCUCGUGAAGGCGAGACGAGGCUUCUACGAGGACGAGGAGCGUCGACGCAUGUCAGAGAGAGGGCACUUGGAAUUUUAUUUAAAUGCUGGCGUACUAAAUCGGGCCCGAAGCGAAUAAAUAGAGGAUGGAGCGGUGGCGGUGUCAAUGUGGCGGUGUAGGCACAGGGAAAGUGCGAUCGCUGUCCUAGGCUCGGGCCUAGCGAGCUUUGCCCCCGCACAUUCAUGAAAAUCGCGAGUGCGCCCGUCCGACAGCGGAUUAGCCCCGGUCGCGCAUGCGCGCCCCACCGGAGAUUCCCGCGCGUUCGUCGAUUGUUAGGCAGUAGCGCGCGAGCUACGAGUUAGGAUACUCAGCGAGUCCGGGAGCUCACGACUAUUCGUUAGCCCAUCCUCGUGGAGCUUUGGUAAACAAUCGGACGACAUCAUGAGUGAAUGCAGCAAAAAGGGGCGGCACGCCAACGGUGUCAUGGCUCCUUACACCAAUGGCAAAGGACCGUCGAUCGAGGAGAGCCUCAGAUACAUCAGACAGUCUUUAAAGUCGGAAGAAAUGGAUUACCUAGAGGGUACACAUUUCGAUGGUUUAUUUCCUCACGUUUUCGUCACUCUUGGUGCCUCGGGCGAUCUGGCGAAAAAGAAAAUCUAUCCAACUUUAUGGUGGCUGUUCCGGGACAAUCUGUUACCUCAGGCGACGACGUUCAUUGGCUACGCCCGGAGUGAUCUCACGAUCCAGACGCUGCGUACCUUUUGCGAGCCCUACAUGAAUGUGCAAUCAGGUGAGGAGGAGCGCUACGAGGAAUUCUGGCGGCUAAAUUACUACGUUAUGGGCUCCUACGACGAUAAGAGGGACUUCGACACGCUUAACCGGGAGAUCGAGAAGCACGAGACGGGCCAAUUCGCGAAUCGGUUAUUUUAUUUGGCACUUCCGCCUUCGGUCUUCGAGAACGUCACCGUACACAUCAGACAGAUUUGCAUGGCAAGAAAAGGCUGGACGAGAAUAAUAAUCGAGAAGCCGUUUGGUCGCGACGUCUUGUCCUCGCAGAAACUCUCGAAUCAUCUUGCAUCUCUCUUCACCGAAGAGCAAAUUUACAGAAUCGAUCACUACCUUGGUAAAGAAAUGGUCCAGAACUUGAUGACUCUGAGAUUUGGGAAUCGAAUCUUCAGCCCGACAUGGAAUCGGGAGAACAUCGCAUCGGUGCAAAUUACGUUUAAAGAGCCGUUCGGCACACGUGGCAGAGGUGGUUACUUUGACGAAUUUGGUAUUAUUCGAGAUGUCAUGCAAAAUCACUUGCUGCAAAUAUUGUCGCUCGUCGCUAUGGAGAAGCCGGCUUCUUGUCAUCCCGACGACAUCAGAAAUGAAAAGGUAAAAGUAUUGAAGUGCAUAAAGCCGGUAAGCAUGGAGGACGUAGUGCUCGGUCAAUAUAUUGGCGAUCCAGAGGCGAAAGAUGAAGAAGGGAAACUGGGCUAUUUGGAUGAUAAAACUGUGCCUGCCAAGUCGAAUACUCCGACUUUUGCCAUGGCUGUACUAAAAAUUAAUAACGAACGAUGGGAUGACGUACCAUUUCUUCUCAGAUGUGGCAAAGCCUUAAAUGAAAGAAAAGCUGAAGUGAGAAUUCAGUAUCAAGACGUCCCCGGUGAUAUUUUUGAUGGAAAGGGAAAAAGAAAUGAACUUGUUAUUAGAGUACAGCCGGGUGAAGCAUUGUACAUAAAAAUGAUGACCAAAUCACCUGGAAUUACGUUUGAUAUGGAAGAAACAGAAUUAGAUUUAACCUAUGGCAAUAGAUAUAAGGGUCUUAAAUUACCCGAUGCUUAUGAAAGACUGAUUCUAGAUGUUUUUUGUGGCUCUCAAAUGCAUUUUGUUCGUAAUGACGAACUCAGUGAGGCUUGGAGAAUUUUUACUCCACUACUUCAUCAAAUUGAGAGACAGAAAAUUUCUCCCAUCGAAUACAAAUAUGGGUCCCGUGGACCAAAAGAAGCUGAUAAAAUGGCAAAGCAAAAUAAUUUUGCUUAUUAUGGAUCAUAUAAAUGGGUUCGACCACAUUAAAUUUCAUAUUUAUAUUUUUAUAUAAUAAAUUGCACACAUUGUCAACUGUAAACGAAUCUGUGAUUGUUAUAAAUACCUGAAAAUUUUAUAUGCAGGUUUUAUUUAAGA
Messenger RNA from Ceratosolen solmsi marchali, 2392 nucleotides. RefSeq names its product glucose-6-phosphate 1-dehydrogenase Zw (gene Zw). The transcript is spliced from 8 exons. Gene Ontology annotation, molecular function: glucose-6-phosphate dehydrogenase activity; NADP binding. Lineage: Eukaryota; Metazoa; Arthropoda; Insecta; Hymenoptera; Agaonidae. Gene Ontology annotation, biological process: glucose metabolic process; pentose-phosphate shunt, oxidative branch. Gene Ontology annotation, cellular component: cytosol. The record is from RefSeq and is a predicted model, not a curated record. Bases 668 to 2284 code for a protein of 538 amino acids.